Capronia epimyces CBS 606.96 is the source of this 1167-nucleotide messenger RNA. RefSeq lists its product as uncharacterized. The transcript has a single exon. The record is from RefSeq and is a predicted model, not a curated record. Bases 1 to 1167 code for a protein of 388 amino acids. NCBI's taxonomy places the organism in Eukaryota, Fungi, Ascomycota, Eurotiomycetes, Chaetothyriales, Herpotrichiellaceae.
AUGGAGAUUUUCCGUCCUCCUCUCGAAGCUCCUACCGCAUACCUUGAUGGUUCCUCUCCCCGCCCAAUCAAGGCCUUGCCUUUGGAAUUCGGCUUCUUCUUAGGAACCUUAUGGGGUAGGAAAAACAAGCCGGAGUAUGAGGCCGCCCGUCGGGACAAAUACGAUCGGGAUUGGAUGCACAACUUUGAACCAACUCCGCUUGUGGUCUUGCUUCAUCCAAUCGACAAGAGCUAUUGGGUGCUCUUCAACUACCUACCCGGUAAAAAAAGGAGUGGGCCAUGGACCAAAAACUUGUCGGAUACUCAUCAUAAUACUCAUUCUGAUAAUUGCGACCUCUGUGAAAUGUGCUGUGAACGAUGUUACGAGCCGACCGAUCUCUGGACGCACGAAACAUGGCGGGGAUACCGGUAUGAAGAACAAGUCCGAGAACUUUGGCGAGUGGAACCUAUUGAACGACUCGAAGACUCGGAUUUUUGGGAGCGGGCUGGCAUCACUCCAUUUUCGGUCCUCCGAAUCCCACCCUUGGGAGAUGACGACGACUCCUCUGAAGACGACUCCUGUCCAAAAUGGAUUUUUGACGAAGAGCUGGUUGAAACCGAACCAGAAAAAGAAGAGGAGCAAAGCAGUCGAGACCAUGGGCCAUUUAUCGAGGUCGUUCAGAGUAACUGCGAGGAGGCGACCGCUUACAAAAUGUUCUCGGAGGCUACGAAUGUACGUCCCAACCCAUUCAAAGCCAAACAUGCAGAGUGGAAGGAGUACUGGGACAAGUAUGUAUCUGUGCCAGCUCCUGGUGCCUCGCCCUCCAGUGCAGCAAACCAAGAAGGUCAGGAUCAGGGUCCGGGUCCGAGCGAACAACCGGUUGUGGAGGAGUGGAGAUGUGCAAGUUGUCCAAAAUGUCGUUUGCGCAACCAACCCACAGGUAACGAGGAGGAUAACGAGGAUGAGGAGACUGAGCGGUGGCCUGAGCCUGAGCGUGAAAUGAUGCACAUGCCGAGGGUGAGGCUGAAUCCGGGGAAAAGGCGGAGGAGGCCGAGGGUGAAGCCGGGGCGAGGUGGAACCAGCGCCAAAGUUGAGGUUGAAGCUGAGCCCGAGCCUGCUUCGGCGUCCAGUCCAGAACCACAACGUCCAAGCAGCACCGGAGGAUCUGGUCAACAAGAGGGAACUUGA